Molecule: messenger RNA, 1536 nt
Organism: Aphanomyces astaci
Lineage: Eukaryota; Oomycota; Saprolegniomycetes; Saprolegniales; Verrucalvaceae
Exons: 5
Coding region: 23-1495 (490 amino acids)
Molecular function (GO): protein binding
Source: RefSeq, a predicted model, not a curated record
AAGCAGUCGUCAUUUUUGAAAGAUGAAGCGCGGCAUUGAAACGCACCCGACGUCCAAGAAGUCUCGCAAUGACCAUGUGGCGGCCAACGCCGCUGAUGACAGCGAAGGCGAAGACUUGGUCUUUGAAGAUCCCUAUGGCGACGACCUAGAAGACGAGGAGAUGGUGUCGGAAAGCGACGAGGAGAUCGUCGACGACGGCGAUGACGAAAACGACAUGGACGUGGACUCUGGGAACCGACCGCCUCUCCAAAACGACGACGACGAGGUCGAAGCGCCCACAAAGGUGUGGCUGCCCAACGUCGAAAAGCUCGGCGAAGACGAAGUCUUGGACUACGACGCGUCAGCAUACGACCUGUACUACGCGAUGACUGCGGAAUGGCCAUCGCUGAGUUUGGACAUCAUCAAGGACAACCUGGGCGCGUGCCGCACCAAGUUUCCCAUGACGAUCUACGUCGUGGCCGGUUCCCAAGCGCCCAAGGCCGCGGACAACAAGAUCACCGUCAUGAAAAUGUCCGAACUGCACAAAACCAAACAUAGCAACGACGCCGAUGACAAUUCUGACGACGACUCGGACGACGACGACGAAGAAGGCGAUCCGGUGCUCGAGUCGCGCUCCAUCGACCACCGCGGCGGCGUCAACCGCAUCCGCGCCAUGCCCCAGAGCUCCAACAUCGUCGCCACGUGGUCGGACACGAAGCGCGUGCACAUUUACGACAUUGCCAAGCAGCUGCAGUCCCUGGACGGCAAGAACCCCGCCGGACUGAACGCCCAAGCGCCGCCCGUGUUUACCUUUACAGGGCACGCGGACGAAGGGUUUGCGAUGGACUGGUCGCCUGUCACAGCCGGGUCGCUGCUCACAGGCGACUGCUCCAAGUACAUUUACCACUGGGUCAACAACGGCGCGUCGUGGGUGGUGGACAAGGUGCCGUUUACGGGGCACACGGCGUCCGUAGAAGAUUUGCAGUGGAGCCCCACCGAAGCCACAGUGUUCGCGUCGUGCUCGGCGGACAAGACGGUACGCAUCUGGGACGUCCGCACCAAGGCGCGGUCCAUGCUCAGCGUCGAAGCGCACGAACAAGACGUGAACGUGAUCACGUGGAACCGCAACGUGGCCCACCUCAUGGCAUCCGGGUCCGACGACGGGUCGUUCAAGAUCUGGGACUUUCGCAAAUUCCAAGCGGAUAGUCCUGUGGCGCAUUUCCGGUACCACACGGCGCCCGUGACGUCGAUCGAGUGGCACCCCACGGACGAAUCGAUGCUGGCGGUAUCCGGGGCAGACAACCAAAUCUCAAUCUGGGACAUGUCGGUCGAAGAGGACGCGGAAGCCGCCGCGAACGUGACCACAGCCAAGUUGGACGUGCCGCCGCAGCUGCUGUUCAUCCACCAAGGGCAGACGGACAUCAAGGAACUGCACUUCCACCCCCAGUGCCCCGGGCUCUUGGUUAGUACGGCCGCGGACGGGUUCAACGUGUUUAAACCCGCCAACAUUUCCUAACUUAGCCUACUACUAUGUACAUACACCCUCGUUUGCCGCCA